AAACAAUUGACGUUGCCAUUUGCUACUGUUGCCAAAACCAUGACUUCGUGAUGAAACGAAAUCUUUCAUUCAAUAUCUAUCAAUGAAUGUUCGUGUGAUUUUUCUACGAUUAACUUCCCGAAUCGAAGUUCAUUGUAAACAAUGUGUGAUAUCUACAUAGCGGUUGUGUGUUCUUCGAACAUGAACCGCAGUAUGGAGGCUCAUGCAUUCUUGGCGAAGAAAGGCUUCAAAGUAAAGUCUUAUGGAACAGGAGAAAAGGUUAAGUUACCAGGUGCUUCUGCGGAUCGACCGAAUUGUUAUGAGUUUGGUGUCCCGUAUGAUGAUAUUUACAAUGAUUUAUUGGAGAAGGACAAAGUAUACUAUACACAAAAUGGCAUUCUACAUAUGUUAGAUAGAAACAGAAGAAUCAAGCCAAGUCCAGAGAAGUUUCAAAUAUCUACUGAGAGAUUUGAUGUUAUAAUUACAUGUGAAGAAAGGGUGUAUGACCAAGUUAUAGAGUGGUUCGGAUCAAGGAGAUCAGUGUAUAACCAGCCAGUCCAUGUUGUGAAUAUGGAUAUUCAAGACAACCAUGAAGAAGCAACCAUCGGUGCAUUUUUGAUAAGUGACAUGGUCACUAAGAUGGCUCAAAGUGAUGAUUUAGAUAAUGAUAUUGAUGAACUAUUACAUGAGUUUGAAGGAAAAUGUCAACGGCCAAUUCUUAAUUGUAUAAUGUUCUAUUGAGAUAUGUUGAAACAGAUAUUAGCCAAAAACAAAACAAUGCUUCCAAUAUCUGAAUAUUUGACUAAAAAUGUGACUGUAAUCUUAUUCAUAAAAUGACAUUCACUCUGCCUCAGGAAUGUAUGCCUUGUAUCAUUUAAUAUUAUUAAAAUAACAAUGUCAUGGUAUUAAUAAGAAUAAUUAAUUGUAUGUUUUUUAUGAAUAAGAUCUUUUAUUACUUUUCCCAACAACUUUAGUAAGAUUUUCAGCUAAUAUUGUUUACAAUUUUAUGCCAGACUGAUCUUAAAUACUGAUGCUCUCAUUGACUAUAUUUAUAUACAUUUAGUAUAGAGAACUGAAUACAAUUUUGAGUUUCAAGACUAAUGUUCAUAAUGAAUUUAUUGUGUACAUACAUAAAGACAAGUGUUUUGUUUCUCUUUAA
Spodoptera exigua (beet armyworm) is the source of this 1138-nucleotide messenger RNA. Lineage: Eukaryota; Metazoa; Arthropoda; Insecta; Lepidoptera; Noctuidae. The record is from the annotation of a GenBank genome assembly.